Messenger RNA from Lucilia cuprina (Australian sheep blowfly), 1711 nucleotides. Its product is annotated as D-2-hydroxyglutarate dehydrogenase, mitochondrial. The transcript is spliced from 6 exons. NCBI's taxonomy places the organism in Eukaryota, Metazoa, Arthropoda, Insecta, Diptera, Calliphoridae. The record is from RefSeq and is a predicted model, not a curated record. Bases 71 to 1594 code for a protein of 507 amino acids. Gene Ontology annotation, cellular component: mitochondrion. Gene Ontology annotation, molecular function: catalytic activity; FAD binding.
UAGCUACGGUGUGUGUUUGUUUAGAAAAAUAUCUGAGAGAUAGAGAGAGGUGCUUAUUAUAUAUAAAAACAUGCAGCGUUUUAAAACAUUGACGCAAUUAAAAAACACAUUACUGUUGCCCACAUUUCGCACAUAUAGUAAGUCAUCGAAGUUACCAGAGUUAACACAGGUACGACACAAAAUCCAACGUGGCAAUUAUGCCGAAUUGAAUGGUAAAGAUGUGUCCUUCUUUGAAUCGUUAAUUGGCACCACAAAUGUUUUGAAAGACGGCGAAGAUGACUUACAAGGUUAUAAUGUAGAUUUUUUGCGAAGUGUGCGUGGUAGCAGUAAACUGGUACUUAAACCCGGCUCAACGCAAGAAAUUUCUGAAAUUUUAAAAUACUGUAACGAUAAACGUUUGGCCGUCUGUCCUCAGGGUGGUAAUACUGGUUUAGUGGGUGGUUCGGUGCCAGUAUGUGAUGAAAUUGUCCUUUCAUUGGCACGUCUAAAUAAAAUUAUUAGUAUUGAUGAUAUAACGGGCAUUACAGCCUGUGAAUCUGGCUGUAUUUUGGAAAAUUUAGAUGCUAAAACUAGGGAGGCUGGUCUAGUGGUGCCAAUUGAUUUAGGCGCCAAAUCAAGUUGUCAUAUUGGUGGUAAUAUAUCAACAAAUGCUGGUGGUUUGCGUGUCAUCCGUUAUGGUAAUUUACAUGGUUCUGUUUUAGGAGUAGAAGCGGUUUUGGCUGAUGGCAAAGUAUUAGAUCUAAUGUCGGACUUUAAAAAAGAUAACACUGGUUAUCAUCUGAAACAUUUGUUUAUUGGCUCCGAGGGUACUUUAGGUGUAGUUACCAAAUUGGCUAUUCUAUGUCCGCCAGUUUCUGAUUCGGUAAAUUUGUCUUUCUUGGCUCUUAACUCAUUCGACAGUGUUUUGCAGACAUUCAAAAAUGCCAAACGUCAUUUGGGAGAAAUUUUAUCAUCCUGUGAAAUGAUUGAUGCAAAGUCACUAGCAGCUAGUUGUGAGAAUUUCAACUUAAAAGCUCCUAUUGAAGGUUUCCCAUUUUAUAUGAUGAUUGAAACCUCUGGCAGCAAUGCUGAUCAUGACAUGGAAAAAGUAAAUAACUUUCUGCAAUAUAUAAUGGAAAAAGGCGAUGUGAUUGAUGGUACCUGCACUAAUGAACCUAGUAAAAUGCUUGAAUUAUGGAAAAUUCGUGAAUCCAUUUCCACUGCUUUAACCAGGGAUGGUUAUUGCUUUAAAUACGAUGUAUCUCUCCCAUUACGUUCCUUUUACGAGAUUGUCAAUGUUCUUGACAAACGUGUGGGUCAUAUGGCGAAACGUGUUUGCGGCUAUGGUCAUCUGGGUGAUUCAAAUUUGCACCUGAAUGUUUCCUGUGAGGAUUAUUCACCUGAACUGUACAAAAUGCUCGAACCAUUCGUUUAUGAAUACACGGCCCAGUUAAAAGGCAGUAUAAGUGCCGAACAUGGUAUUGGUUUCCUUAAGAGAAAUUACCUCAAAUAUUCUAAAAACCCCGAUGCCAUACAAAUGAUGAAGAAAAUGAAACAAGUUUUAGAUCCAAAUUGUAUAUUGAAUCCAUAUAAAGUUUUAGGUGAAUUAAAUUAAAUAUAAUAUUAACGAUAAUUUUGUUUGUACAUACAUGUAUUUAACUUUUUCAUAAUUGAAUGUGAUUUUGCAAUAAAACUAAAUAAUUAAAUGAUAGUUUUUAAUGAAAAAGAUCUA